Molecule: messenger RNA, 2934 nt
Organism: Betta splendens (Siamese fighting fish)
Lineage: Eukaryota; Metazoa; Chordata; Actinopteri; Anabantiformes; Osphronemidae
Gene: hapln3
Product: hyaluronan and proteoglycan link protein 3
Exons: 5
Coding region: 1260-2372 (370 amino acids)
Biological process (GO): cell adhesion
Molecular function (GO): hyaluronic acid binding
Source: RefSeq, a predicted model, not a curated record
UAUGAGUUUGGCAGAACAGACCCGCAGCUCACCGGGGUUUUUCUGAGCAGGAUAUUACACAUUCGAGGGACUCGGGCUUUACUUCCAGCCGGCCUUAAGACAAUGAAGGCAGUGGCUCUGAGUGACAUUCCUGGUUUUGCCCUUUUUUUGCCCUUUUUGUUCAGAGUCAGGUCGCGCUGGGCCAAAGCUUGUAAAAUUGCAAAACUGUGAACUCAUCACAAGGCUUUUCCUUUGCUUUUGAAUGAAGUUAAACUAAACUCACAUUGAUCCUGCACCUAGACUCACCCACUGGAGGACUCUCUGUCAGUAGCAGACUGAUCCACCCUCGCUGUGUGAAGGACAGAUAUCGCAGAUCUUUCCUUCCUGCAGUGAUCAGACUACACAAUCAACUACGCCACAACCAGUGCAAUAUUUGUGCACUGUUUUAUACAAAUGGCAUUGUCUUGCUUCUCGUGUUUAAUAUGAUGUUUGUGACGGUCGUGUGGUCCUCGAUGGACCAGUGGGUUCAGUGGGUUGAGGUGCAGCUGCUGGUGCACAGCUGCAGAUGAAGCUGGUGAUAAUAAGCACGUUGUUCCUGUGUGAGAUCAUCGGGGUUCAUCACACAGAUGAGCCUGACGGGUUCCGCCUGUGGUGGAGACACCUGCUGCUCCGAGUGCAGCCAGACGCCGGCUUCUGUUCCUGCAGGACGCCCUCUCCACUCGCCUCCUCCUCAGCCCACACUGUCCGCGACCGUCGUGUCAGGGCUCUGGAAUCAUCCUGGAGUCAGUCCAGAACCUUUGUGAACACGACAAGCCAAACAUUUAGACGUCUUUUCCUAUUAACAGUAAAAUAAAGCCUUCGAUACCUGUUCCAGUGUCUCAGUCUAAGUGGUGGUGGCCCCAUCAGUGAUUGCGUCACCGUCACAGCUUCAAACGGGAUGCCUCGUGUCGUGACGUCACAGGACGCGGGGAGAGAGCGAGAGAGCGCAGAGGAAGAUGAGGAGAUGAACAGAAGACGCACGGAGAGGACGACUGGUGUCUGGGUCCGUUUUACGACUUACGUCUUUUAACGUCGAGCGACAGGAGACAGAUUCUAUCAGUUGGACUGAGACUUUCUGCGAACUUUGGAGCAGGACUUCUUCUGGUAAACAGACAACGCUCCGUUUGUGGCCUUCGGUCCUCCCGAACAAAGGUCCUUCAGCGGAGCGUGAUUCUCGGUGCAGCCUGGCGUUUUUAGGCGACAGCUCAGCAAAGACGACGCGUUCUCUGCAGCUCAGCAUCAUGCGCGGCCUCUGGCGCCCCCUGCUGGCCAUGUGCCUGAACCUGCUGCUGCCCUGCAGCCAGAGCUGGAUCCCCGGCUACAGCAACGGCUUUCACUACCAGGACAUCAACAACGGCAACGGCAACGGAGAGAUCCACUUCAACGGGGUCCGGCUCCUGGUGGAGUCCCCGCAGACUUCGGUGAUGGCCACCAGGGGCAGCAGCGUCACCCUCCCCUGCCACUACCACUACGAGCCGGAACCCAGCACGCCGCGCAGGACCCGGGUCAAGUGGUCCUGGUUGCCCACGCACGGCGCCGCUGAGCCCGCGUCCCCCGAGGACGUGGCCCAGGAGACUGAGGUGAUGGUCACCAUGGGCAACCGUCACCGCAGCUACGGCGGCUUCAGGGGCCGCGUGCGGCUGCGUCGCGCGGCGCCGGGGGACAUGUCUCUGGUCAUCAACGAGCUGCGACUCAACGACACGGGUCGGUACCGCUGCGAGGUGAUCGACGGCCUGGAGGACGAGAGCGUGACGGUGGAGCUGGAGCUGCGGGGUGUGGUGUUCCCCUACUCCUCCCACACGGGCCGCUAUCGCUUUAACUUCCUGGAGGCGCAGCAGGCCUGCCGGGCCCAGGACGCCGCUCUGGCCACGUUCGAGCAGCUCUUCACCGCGUGGGAGGAGGGGCUGGACUGGUGCAACGCCGGCUGGCUGGCCGACGGCACGGUGCAGUACCCCAUCACCGCCCCGCGCGAGGGCUGCGGCGGCGUGGACCUGGCCCCCGGGGUCCGCAGCUACGGACAGCGCCACCGCCUCCGGCACCGCUACGAUGCCUUCUGCUUCUCCGCCUCCAUCAGGGGUGCUGUGUAUUUCCUGAAGGAUCCGACCCGGCUCAACUUCACGGAGGCGGUCCGGGCCUGUGCCAGCGACGGGAGUCAAGUUGCAACAGUGGGACAGCUGUUCACCGCGUGGAGGCUCAUGGGGUUGGACAGCUGUGACGCCGGCUGGUUGGCUGACGGCAGCGUUCGUUAUCCAAUCACCAAAGCCCGGCCCAACUGCGGCCCACCAGAACCGGGCGUGCGUAGUUUCGGGUUCCCCCCUCGGUUCCUGAAGUUCGGCGUCUACUGUUACCGUUAGACGCGCUGGCCCAGGUGUUAGGUUAGCAUUAGCCUGGACGCUAACGAGGAGGUCACCAGUCGGGUCAUCUGGUUCAUUCACUUUACUACCAGUCAUCAACUGUAAAAUAUCUAUUGUAAUAAUGUGAUGCUAUUUAGACUCAUCAUCGACACACUCCGACGCUGUGGGCGUAAAGUUCUGCACGAUUCUGGGUCCUGGUUUUAAGGAUCAAGCUCCUUCACUACGAUGCGGCUGUCAGUUGAUCCCUUGGCGUUAAGUGCCUUGCUAAAGGGCACCCGUGCUUCCAGCUGGCCGCACACUGACCGACUACAGACUAACACUGUGAAGCAGGACGGCCUCUGGUUUGUCUCCUCCUCCUUUUCUUUGUCAUGUUGUGGUUAAAAGUAGGCGGUUGGUCAAAGGGAGGCGUAAGUUAUGAGUGAGUUUAUAUGAGUUUAUAUUUAAACAACCAUGUUUACAGAAAGAAACCGUGUUUCAUUAAUACAUGUAAUGUUUUUGUUUGUCAUCUAUGCAUUUUGUACUUUUUGCUACAAGUCAAUAAAAACAUUUCUUUUAAGAUUUA